This is a messenger RNA of Haliotis rufescens (red abalone), 4020 nucleotides long. RefSeq names its product QRFP-like peptide receptor. Lineage: Eukaryota; Metazoa; Mollusca; Gastropoda; Lepetellida; Haliotidae. Gene Ontology annotation, molecular function: G protein-coupled receptor activity. The record is from RefSeq and is a predicted model, not a curated record. Gene Ontology annotation, biological process: G protein-coupled receptor signaling pathway. Gene Ontology annotation, cellular component: plasma membrane. Bases 641 to 1723 code for a protein of 360 amino acids. The transcript has 2 exons.
AAUGUCACUCUCAUUCCACUCUGUGUGUCUUAUAAACCUAUGUUCCCAGUGUUUCCCUGACAUGGAAUAGUAUUCACGUUCAAGAAACAAGUUUGUGGUAAAUACAGGACCCUGCGUGUGCUUGAAUUCACAACCGUGCUCGCUGACGGACCGGCCAACUCUCUGGGGUUGCCACACACACAACGGCCGGCGACGGGAAACGCCGCGUAUAAAAGGGAAGCGCCGUGUUGUGUGUGUGAACACCGUAUGCUGCUGCAACAGGGAGUUCACGUGACUGGUUGACAGCCUGGAAGGAAGUGGAGGACUUUACAGAUCAACCAGCCAGCAGUGAGGAACAUUGUCGAGCUCUGAAGGAAGUUAGGAACAUUGUCGAGCUCUGAAGGAAGUGAGGAACAUUGUCGAGCUCUGAGGGAAGUGAGGAACUUUGUCGAGCUCUGAAGGAAGUGGGGAACAUUGUCGAGCUCUGAAGGAAGUGAGGAACAUUGUCGAGCUCUGAAGGAAGUGAGGAACAUUGUCGAGCUCUGAAGGAAGUGGGUGAACAUUACCGACAGCUCUGAAGGAAGUGAGGAACAUUACCGACAGCUCUGAAGGAGUUAGGGACACCACACCGAGUAGAAGAGGCAGCAGCCUACAGGUCGAUAUGGCGAACACCACACUGCAGACCCUGGUGAAAGAAAUGUACGGAAACACAACACUGCCUCCCGCUGUGACAACCCCAUUCUACCCUCCUGAAUUCCACAGGCUGAAUGCUGUAAGCACCUUUCUUAACGUCUUCUACAUCUGGGUCAUUUUUGUCAUCGGAUGUCCUGGGAAUGUGGUCUGCGUGGUCGUGAUCAUCAACAUGUCCAAGCAGAGGCUGACCACGUCUUUCUUCUACGUCGCUGUGUUGUCCAUAGUGGACAAUUUGACCAUCAUUUUGAAGAUUAUUGAAAAUCAAUCUCGACAAAUGAGGUUCUCAAUCGACGAAACAGGAUGUCAGUUUCUGUUUUUCUUCGGUUUAACAUUUGCAGCAUUUGCAAACUGGAUUCUGAUAAUACUAUCCGCGGAAAGGUUCACGGCGGUGGCGUUCCCCAUGAGGGUGGGGCUGAUCUGGUCGCUGAAGAAGGCGGUGGGGAUCCUAGUGGGCGUGUUCCUGUUUCUCGGCCUCAUCCACAGCCACAUCUUCGCCACAGUCACCCAUUAUGAAAGUUAUACCUGUACGGUGAAGGAGACGUUUCACCAGCACAUAUUCCCAUUCUGGUUCUUCACAAGCGCUACCAUAUAUGCCUUCCUUCCUGCUACCUGUCUGAUUAUCUUUAACAUCCUCAUCAUUUUGUCAUUAAGGAGGUAUUCCGAGCAGCGACAGCACAUGCUGUCGCAGUGUGACCCCGCCCAAAUGGAGGCACGACGGCAGGAACGACAAGUCACCAUCAUGCUCGUCACCCUCUCUGUUGUAUUCCUCAUUCUCACCAUCCCACGUUGUGUGUGCGUCAUCCUUUACAACCAGCUAUGUUCUGAUGACAAAGACUUUAUGUGUAACGCAAGGAGGGGAUUAUUUAACGCUAUCACAACCCAGAUCGCAGACACCAACCAUGCCAUAAAUUUCUACCUCUACUUCUUGUCCGGGAGAAGGUUUCGGAAACAGUUCCUGAAGCUGUUUAGGUGUGGCCGAGUCACGUACACGGAGGUGUCUAAUGAAACCACGCACGUGUUCGAAAUUCCUAUCGCUGAAUCAGGAAUAUGAUGGGGGCACCUUGGUGCACUCAGGUGUAUUCCAGGGCCCACUUGCACAAAGCUAUCUUAGCGCUAAGAUGAUGCUAAUUCCCAUACUUUAACAUAGACUUACGAUAGUCUUAGCGCUAAGAUCGCUUUGUGCUAGUGUGCCCAGGUCAGGAAAAGCAUAUUAUGUUGUCUUUCUCACAUGUCAUCUUCCGAACAUACAUACAGUACAAGCAGCAAGGCCGAACUCCAUCUUUAAGGGCGCGUACUGUGCAGAACAUCUUAAACAAAAACUCGUUUGUUCGAGCCCCGUUGAUCCAGACACCUAACCUUCAAGGUGGUUACCGCUCGGAAUCCUUACAUGUAUACAAGGAGUCAUUACCCAUCCCCUCGUUUAUCCGGAUACAAGGAGACAUUGGUUACAAUUACCCAGGAAUCACUAUCCGGUUUAACGGUAUUCCACUGUAUAUACUAAGGACUUUAUUCUGUACCCGUUUAUCCAGAUAUGAACCAAUCAUGACGUCUGGAUUAACAGGGGUCUAAAAUUAUAUACACAUGUAAUCAAUUUAAUUCGCUGAUUUUUUAUGGUUGGAGGAAAUCUAUACGCAUAUAUCCCUCUAAAUAACUAACACAAGUCACUAGCUAUCUCAGAGCACAGGCAAUUGCUCGAGUUCCACUAACUAUACACUACAGAUCUCACAAGCUCCACCACGGACGUUCGAGGCAGAUUGCCGGAUUUCUUAUCAACUGCACAGUUUGUGCAGUCACGUGUUUGUUGUUAAAGUCAUGCCAUGCUGAAAUGUACAAGUUUCACAAAAUUCGAGAGUUUCACGCCUCUAUCAGCUGUAUGCUCUACAGUACUUUAUCAGCGUAUUAAUGUACUCCACCGAACAUCUAUCAGCUGUAUGCUCUACAGUACUUUAUCAGCGUAUAAAUGUACUCCAUCGAACCUCUAUCAGCUGUAUACUCUACUUUAUCAGCGUAUAAAUGUACUCCACCGAACCUCUAUCAGCUGUAUACUCUACUUUAUCAGCGUAUAAAUGUACUCCACCGAACCUCUAUCAGUUGUAUACUCUACUUUAUCAGCGUAUAAAUCUGGGCUCUUAUCAACAAAUACUGGACUGCCACAUCAUUUGGUGGAAACUCGGCCCCUUUUCGAACUAAAUGUUUACCAUACUACCACGAGAAAACACACGACUUCGCCAGACCUUCGUCUUGAGCCCGGAAAAAUCCGAAGGAUGCUAAAAAUAUCAAGUCAUUCUCAUGAGCGAGUUGAAUUAUCUGCUUGCUCAGAAAUUGGGGUUGUUACGUCACUUCCGGAACGACAAUAUGGGGCGAGUGUGUACAGGGUAUCAGCAAAGAAUGAAGAUGUAAUACCCUGUAUGACGUCAUCAUUGUCGGUGAGAUCCCCUCUUCAACCUCAUGGACAUCUGCGAUUGUCAGGACCUGUGGUUCCAGACACACUGUAGGAGCGUCUUAUUGAAGUGAUAUCUGACAAUGUUUGUCAGCACAGCCAUUGAUUCUGAACGUCGGAGGUCAAAGGUCAAUUAACUCGUAGGUCAAAGGUUAUGUCUGGUGCGCCACUAUUCCCUGCAGGUUCCCGUCGGUGAGAAUCUCGGUUCGCCCUGAUCAUGUUUCAAGGUUUUGGAAGCACUGGUGCAUUGUGGGACUCGAGUGUGAUAACAAAGGGCUGACUUGUGUAACAACAAAACAAUGACACUGUCAACCAGCCCUGAAUCAUCGCCACACACAAGGAAGAAGCUUGUCCUGCACCAUGAGAGUGGAAUAUAUAUAUUUUAUGAAAAAUAAUUAAAUCUAGAAACGCAUUCAAAAGCAAGUCUAGCCACCUCAAGUUAGCUCUAUUCCACAAUCAGAAUAGGGAUUUUUUUUAUUUUUAGAGUCCAGAAGGAUAUUGUGUGAUAUAAUAUUUCAGAGACGAAAUGUUGGUCAAGGAAGAAGGUUACAGCCAAUGCUAUCCUGUUACAUCAUAUACUCCCUGCGUGACAGACCUUGAGCUUGACCUUUAGUUAGCUGUGCAAGCGUGUUCAUUUGGAAUAUAACUGUCCAAUUUCGGAACAGGAUAAAGCUUACACUAUUUUCUUUUUAUUGAAUGUCGUGUUUCUAUCUGUUGCAUUACCAUAACUGAUCACUCUGAAGCAUAUUGAAUAUUUCGUAACUUUCAAGAGGAAUCUUAUUGUAGUUUUGUGAAGGGAGGCACUUGGUAGACCUUAUAUGUUUGCCUUGUUACCAGCCUGUCUGAAUGUCAGUGAUAUCAAUGUUGUGGCGCUGUGACUUGCCAUUAAACUGCCCUGUCAUCACGAA